AUGACCGCCCUAGAGUCUGCAGCCCAGGGAGGUCAUUUGCCGUGUGUGCGAUAUCUCCUGGGACACGGUGCUACUGUGACUCCCCAAAACUCUCAUUCUUCGGCACUAAAGCGAGCCUCGGCCGGGGGCAUUCCCGACGUAGUGGAUACCCUUUUGCAAGCAGGGGCAGGGUCAAAUGAUGACAAUGCCCUCCAUGCAGCAGCAUUUGGGGGUCAUCUGGAAAUUUUCAAUCGACUGGUGGAUACCGGCGCCGACAUCGAUGCAAGUCACGAGUACGAGAACAGCUUCCGAGCAGGACAUCUCACAGCUCUACAGGAAGCAGCACGCGGAGGGCAUCUGAAUGUGGUUGACACACUUAUACGGAAAGGUGCCGAUGUGAAUGCGCUACCUCGAGGCAUGACCGCACUGCAAGCAGCGGUCGCCAGUAAUUCCCCAGAAGUGGUGAGGUAUCUGAUUGCCGUGGGUGCCAAUAUCAAUGCUCCCGCUGAAAAAUGGGGUCGCACUGCUCUCCAGAAAGCAGCCGAGAUAGGUAGCAUAGAGAUGGUGAACAUGCUUCUUGAUGCAGGGGCAGUAAUGGAAAGGUCGGCACACCAGAAUGGGCGAGACGCACCCGCACUGGAGUUAGCGAUCAAAGGUGGACAUCUUAGCGUGGCGGAGACCCUUCUUCGGAAGAUGGAUAGAGCGGGAGAACAAGAGCAGAAGUAUCUCUGUGACCCCUUAACCCUGGCGUUGCAUGCAGCCGCCUUCGAGGGCUACGAACACAUUGUUCGCCGUUUAUUGGAAGCUGGAGCACCGAUAUUGGAUCUAGACAACUCAGACCUGGUCCCUCGUACUGCGUUCAAAGGACACACUGGGAUUAUUAAAAUACUUCUUGAUGCUGGAGCGGAGAUGGAUUCCUCCCGACAUUCUCCAUACUCCGGAACCGCUUUGCAAAGAGCCGUGGCUGGUGGCCACGUGGAAACCGCUCGCUUGCUUCUUGAGUAUGGGGCCGACGUAAACGCUGCCCCAGCGAGAGUCAAAUCGCCUUUGCAUCUCGCGUGUCGAAAUGGAGAUGUAAUCAUGGCACGUAUGCUAUUGGAUGCGCGAGCGAACUUUCGCGCGGUGUCCUACUCUGGGAAAACAGUGCGCAGAUCGGCCGAGAAAGGUGGCAGCGUCGAAAUACUGCAAUUGCUCAACAUGAGGGAGGCUCUAGAGCCUUCCGACGGGAACAAAACAGAGAUACUUGACGUGUCCACUAUAGCCAAAAGGGGACUAUGUUCAACCUGUUCAGGAUUACCCCUAGAGGUAUUCACUAGUCCAAGGUGGUUACGACGCUAUCAUUCCAAUGCCUUCUGUUUCCACCCAUCGCUGGUAUCCCUCGAAAAAAGUGCUCGAGGUGGGUGCCCUUUUUGCCUCUUUUUCUGGAAACGGUUGGGCAUCAACAUAAUAUCGAUUCCUCAACCCAGCAAAGUCCGUUUAUUCUACGGCAGGAGGUCCACCGACGACGUGGCCAAGAUGUUGAGUCAGAUAGACGAACCAUAUCCCAAAGAUAUUGAAAGACCGCGAAGUGAACGCGCAGACUUCCAAGCCUGUGUAGAACCUUUUGACGGAAAGGUCAAAGCACUCCCAGGCAAUACCCAGUCUGCCGAGACGUACCAGCAAAUUGUGACCUGGCUCCAACAAUGCAUCAAGGACCAUCACGCAUGUACCGUAGGCUCCAAUGGUCGUUUCUUGCCUACCAGGCUGAUUGACCUGACGGACUGGGGGCGCGGGAAAGUCGUGAAACUCGUUGAAAGCAAUAGCAUUCAUCGCGACCAAUCCAUCCCCUCGCAGGACGGCCAGUCGUCCAAGAUGGUUCGUGCAGUGAAAACCCAACCAUCAUGGGUCGGUCUGCUCGGGCAAGGUCCGUUACAAAGUCGCGGCUGGUGCCUGCAGGAGCGGGAACUGUCGCCACGAGUAUUACACUACACUCCGUCGCAAGUUCUCUGGGAGUGUCGCGCAUUCAAAGCAUCGGAAGGCUGGCCUGAGAGGGAUAUCUCCAGCACUGGAUGCUCAUGA
Molecule: messenger RNA, 2037 nt
Organism: Aspergillus oryzae RIB40
Lineage: Eukaryota; Fungi; Ascomycota; Eurotiomycetes; Eurotiales; Aspergillaceae
Product: ankyrin repeat domain-containing protein
Exons: 4
Coding region: 1-2037 (678 amino acids)
Molecular function (GO): protein binding
Source: RefSeq, a predicted model, not a curated record